GGUAGAUUUUGUGAUCUCACAAAUUCCAUGUCUGCUUCCAGGAGGUGGAAUUUUCCUACUAUGUGACCGUCCAGGCACCUCUGGGAAUGUAUACACACUGAUUUAUGGCACAGGCCUGAUGACCCAGACCUUCCUGCUGUGGGUUCAGUUUCCAGCACACCUACUCUUUCCAGUCUCCGCGUCCUUUGAUGGGAAGCAGCACCUGCGGAGUCUGCCCGUGGUGAACAGCAUUGGGUACGUCCUCCGCUUCCUUGCCAAGCUGUGCCGAAGCCUCCUGUGUGACGACCUCUUCAGCCACCAGCCGUUCCCCAGGGGCACCAGCGCCUCCGAGGAAGCCCCUGAGAGCCAGGAAGACAGGAUGGAGUCAGCAAAAACGGUCACCAUUGAGGAGUGCCUGGUGAACCCUGCGAGCAUGAACCGCUACAGCGUGGACUCCUCCUCCUCCGCCUUUAGCCACAGGGGCUCCCUGCCCACCUCCUCUUCGUUGUACUACAAGAGGCAGAACUCUGGAGACGGCCACCUUGGGGGAGGCUCAGCCACCACAGUCGGUGGUCCCCAUACCAGCCCCAUGUCCUCUGGAGGCCCCUCAGCACCUGGGCUGAGGCCCCCUGGCUCCAGCCCCGAGAGAAAUGGGACCUCUCUUGAAGGAAACAGAUGUGGUAAUGUAAUGCAUGCACUGGCUUCCCCAUGA
Molecule: messenger RNA, 691 nt
Organism: Physeter macrocephalus (sperm whale)
Lineage: Eukaryota; Metazoa; Chordata; Mammalia; Artiodactyla; Physeteridae
Product: sex comb on midleg-like protein 4
Exons: 3
Source: RefSeq, a predicted model, not a curated record